Messenger RNA from Mytilus californianus (California mussel), 16355 nucleotides. RefSeq names its product basement membrane-specific heparan sulfate proteoglycan core protein-like. Bases 476 to 13309 code for a protein of 4277 amino acids. Gene Ontology annotation, molecular function: calcium ion binding; protein binding. Lineage: Eukaryota; Metazoa; Mollusca; Bivalvia; Mytilida; Mytilidae. The transcript has 89 exons. The record is from RefSeq and is a predicted model, not a curated record.
UCGACUAAACUUAUAUAAAUUGACCUGGUAUAGGUAUUAAGAAAGUGUAUUUCAAAUGUCCGGUGGUGUCACGAUCACACAUUUUUGAUACUUAGUUGAAGGAAAAUAAUUAUAAUAGUGUUGCACAGAUUUAAGUAGCUAAUCAAAGGCUUUUUGUACCAAUUGUGAUGUUUAUUGCGUGAGUAAUACGUGGGUGUUAUAACAGCCGAAUAACAUCGUCUAUCUUCAGUUCAUUCAAGUGAAUAGAGAAGAAAUUGCCGGAGGAAUUUUGGAGGAGUUUGUUUGAUAAUAUUUCAGCAGUUUUGCAUUUAUUGUUAGACGGCUGGGAACAAACUCGGGCCUUGGACAUUAGAUAAUGCGUUUGAAUAGGCAUUUUUAAUAGUGUGUGAUUUGUCUUUUUACAUCUGGAUUAGUAACGGUUGAAGAGUAAAGAAAAGGGGGUAUUGCUGCCCCAAGGGAAAGUGAAAAUAAGACCAUGUAUUCGUCUCAUAAAAUAUUAUUCCUAAGGAACUGUAGAACUUUAUUGCUUAGUUUAAUUUUAUUAAAUGGAAUUUUAUUAUCAACUUCAGAAUCGGAAAAAGAUUUUGAAUUUUUAGAUGAAGAAUUAACAUUACAUAAAGUAGAAAAACGUUCCGUAACAGAUGAUGAAGAUUUUUUAAACGAUGAGUCAGGAUCAACACCAGAGGGCAGUGGUGACACUGACGAAAAAGUCAGUUAUAGAGUCGUAUACAGAGUAGACGUGAACUUCACAGAUAUUUUAUAUACACAAGAAUUAUCUAAUAGAGACAGUAAUGAAUUUAAGACUUUAGCAGAAAAAAUUCAGAAUGUCAUAACACGUUUAUAUGUAAAUAUACCUGGUACCCAGGAAAUAGUUGUGGUUCAAUUUCAACCUGGAUCUCUUCUGACAACUUUUGAUUUAACGUCCCGAGGUUACUAUGACGAACCUGUAUUAAGACAAACCGUAGAAAAACCACUCAAAGAUGGCCGAGUUGGAGAGUAUAGAGCUAGCCCCGUUGGUUUUGCUUUCAGAUCUUUUUCAGAUGGAAGGACAUGUCCAGAUUUUGUUGGAAGGGACCCAUCAAGAUUGCCUCGCUCUGGGGAUAAUCGUGCCAAUCUUCUCAUAAACAACAUCUUUCCUUGCCGUGGUUAUGUUGUUGCUUGGCAAUAUUAUCGUAUCAUCCCUCGUUACACUGGCUAUGUCGGUGUCUGGAGGCAAAUCAACGAUUUACAGUUUCGACUUAUCGGUAAAACGGAACUUCCAAUCGCCAACGAAGGAAACCAGACCGUUUUUGUUGAUCCUCCAAUUGCUGUUGAGAAAGGAGAUUUCAUUGGUAUUUUUUAUCCAAGAAGUGCAGAAGAAGGCGUGGUUGCCAGCGCCACACAAGUGGAAGAUGCCGUUGAUAACCGAGAAUUGUAUCAGAAUUAUUACGCAAGAAUCUAUAAUGAGGAUGUGAAUAGUGGAUCCAUUGUAAAUUUAAAUGGCACUGACUUUCAGGAUACAAAAGCUACUUUUGCUCUCAAAGCUAUAAUGGAUUACACUGGAAUAGAUGGUGCUGUUACCCCAUCCAGAUGUGCAGACAACCAGUUCAGAUGUGAUGAUGGUGAUUGCGUAGAUGGAAGGUUUAAAUGUGAUGGACAAAUUGAUUGUAAUGAUGAGUCAGACGAACUUAACUGUCCACCGGUGAUAUGUAAUACUGAUGAGUUUCGUUGUAAUAACAAGCAGCAGUGUGUACCGAAAGUGUUUGUUUGUAAUAGACAGUUUGACUGUGCCGAUGACAGUGAUGAAGACAAUUGUCCUGAAGGAUGCCGUUUGGGUCAGUUUGAAUGCCGUAAUGGACAAUGUAUUGAAUCCUUGCUGAGGUGUAAUGACCAGUUUGACUGUGAUGAUCUGUCUGAUGAAGAAGAAUGUAAUGUUGCUCCACCAUGCCCUGAAGGUCUCUACCGUUGUGAUGAUGGACAAUGUGUUUCACCAGAUGCCAGAUGUAAUGGAAUUGUCCAAUGUCGGGAUCGUUCAGAUGAAGCAAAUUGUGCUUGCAGACCAGAUGAGUUUCGAUGUAGAAGUGGACAGUGUAUACCAAGCUCCAGAAAAUGUGAUAGUACCCCUGACUGCCAGGAUCGUUCAGAUGAAGAAGAUUGUCCAGUAAAACCAAUAUGUCCAGAGGGAAUGUUUACAUGUGCUGACAAUCAGUGUAUACCACAAGUUAGGAGGUGUGACAAUAGACGAGACUGUAGAGAUGGUACAGAUGAAUCUGUGGCAACAUGUGGUGUUAUUGUGACCUCACUAAAAAUAACAAACAAAGAGCUAGUUCUGAAUGAGGGAGAAACUGCUGUGUUUGAUUGUGUUGUUGAGGCUAAUACCCCUAUCAGAAUCCAUUGGACCAGAGGUUCUCAGGAUAUUCCUGCUAAAGCUGUGAUUGAUAGGGGCAGACUGACUAUUCCAAAUCUAGUACUCGCAGAUGCUGACACCUACAUCUGUUCUGCACCUCAAGCAUCAAGUGCCACACCAGACAGGGCAAGUCUAUUGGUUAUCCCAGCUUGUGAACCUAACCAAUUCCGUUGCAGAGACGGAACUUGUAUUACAGACACAUACAGGUGUGAUGGUUAUGCUGACUGCAAUGAUCGUUCUGAUGAGGAAAACUGUCCAGGAGGUCCAUGCCGUACAGGUCAGUACGUCUGUGAUGAUGGGUCCUGUGCCAGACAAGGAAGUGGCUGUAAUGGUCGUACAGAGUGUAGAGAUGGGUCAGACGAAUUUCCUAAAUAUUGUGGUUGUCCAAGUCUAAGACAGUUCCAGUGUAGGGAUGGGACGAAGUGUAUUGAUGCCAUGCAGGAGUGUGAUGGAAUUACUGACUGUACUGAUCGAUCAGAUGAACAUAGCAGAUGUGUAUCAACGUGUCGUCCUGAUGAAUUCCGUUGCAGUGAUGGUACAUGUAUCAACCUUGUAAAAGAGUGCGAUGGUGUAAGAGACUGUGUGGACAAUUCAGACGAAAAUAAUUGUCCUACAUUGAAUUGUCGUGCAGAUCAGUUUACUUGCACACAACAAUUCCAGUGUAUACCAGCGGCAAGAAAAUGUGAUGGAUUUGCUGACUGUUCUGACAGAACUGAUGAGGAAGGCUGUGCUUGUAAACCCAACGAGUUCCGCUGUAGUAAUGGUCAGUGUAUUGAUAACAGGCGACAGUGUGAUCGUAACAGGGACUGUUUGGACAACUCUGAUGAGGAGGGGUGUGGAUGUCAACCAAAUGAAUUUACAUGUAGAAGUGGAGACUGUAUCCCUGCUGACCGUAGAUGUGACAGAAGAUCAGAUUGUCGUGAUGGCUCAGAUGAACUGAAUUGUCCUACUCAACAAGUAACUAUAAGCAUUAGUCCCAGAGAGCUGACAUUGAGAGUAGGAUCCCAGGCAUAUUUUGAUUGUGCUAUAUCCCCAGCAGACACACCGUUGGAAUGGUACAGAAAUGGAAAUAUUGAUAUACAACCUAAAGCUACUGUAGAGAGAGGACGUCUCAUCAUACCUAACCUUGAUAUCACAGAUGCUGGAGAUUAUAUCUGCUCUGGUAUCUACAACGACAGGACGUACACAGAAUCGGCCAGACUCAUAGUAAGACAAAUUACUGUACCCACAACGCCUCCACCAGUUGGUCCUUGUGGCGUUGGACAAGCAACAUGUAGAAAUGGACAAUGUAUCCCAAUAGACUAUCGUUGUGAUGGUGACAAGGACUGUGACGACAACAGUGAUGAAGACUCAUGUACAGUAUCUGCAAUAUGUGAACCCAAUGAAUUCCGCUGUAGAAAUGACCGCUGUGCGAUGAAGAUCUGGCGAUGUGAUGGAGAUGAUGAUUGUGGUGAUAAUUCUGAUGAAGAAGAUUGUCCAACAAGAAAACCAGGUGAUCCAUGUGAUACAAUCGAGUUCCAGUGUAUGUCAGGUGAUCAGUGUGUUCCAGGGUCUUACCAAUGUGACGGAGAAAUUGAUUGUCAAGAUCGUUCAGAUGAAAUUGGUUGUUCUCCUCCCGUCAUCAAUUUACCACCAGUAUCGAAGAUAGAUGUAGAAUUAGGGGGAAGCUUCACCAUUAUUUGUGAAGCUGUGGGUACACCUACACCAUUAAUUGUCUGGAGAUUGAACUGGGGUAAUAUCCCUACCGGAGCCCGUGUAUUCACAAGCAGCAAGAGUGGACGAGGAAAUCUGACAAUUACUGAUGCUCGUGUUGAAGAUUCUGGUGCAUAUACAUGUGAAGCUAUAAACACACGAGGUUCCAUCUUUGCUACACCAGAUGCUAUUAUUAUCGUCAGAAGAUACCCAGCAGGGCUUUGCCAACAGCCGUAUUUCAAUGUGGAAGCUUCUGUCACGGGUGACUGUGUUCGUUGUUUCUGUUUUGGACACUCUAACGAAUGUUACAGCAGCAAUUUACAAAUUGCACAGAUAAACCUAGUUGGUGAUAUGAAAUUGUUAGACACGAAUGCAUCAAGGACAGUUGAGACAGCCUAUGUUCAGCAGCUGCCAUCAUUGAGGGGUGCACAGGUGCCAAGAUUUGACCGACUGUCACCCAAUAUGUAUUAUUACUGGAGUCUUCCCAGCGAGUUUCUGGGUGAAAGGUUAACAAGUUAUGGUGGCAAGCUACAAUACAAUGUGUACUAUGAAAUAGCUGGUUCUCAGUAUCCAACUCAGCAGUCAGAUGUUAUAAUUACGGGAAAUGGUAUUACCUUGUACCACAGAACUUCUACACAAUUCCGUCCAAGAGGAGAUAACUCUGUAUCAGUUGCAUUUUUGCCGAAUGAGUGGACAAGGGAGGAUCAGCCUAAGAGAGGAGAUACCCCAGUAAGGGAAUAUGCCUCCAGGGAGGACUUGAUGAUGGUUCUAGAAAAUGUUGAGUCCAUUCUCAUCCGCUCACAGUAUGAUGCCAGACAGACUCUAACAAGGGUUAAUGAUUUAAUCUUGACCACAGGAGUACAGCAGGAUACAGGUUUAGGCAGAGCUGUGUAUGUAGAGGACUGUGUUUGUCCUGCUGGACAUACUGGCUUGUCUUGUCAGGAUUGUGCCGUUGGUUACUAUCGAGUAAGAAAUGGACCAUACCUUGGAAACUGUGUAAGGUGUCGCUGUAACGGUCACUCAAAUGAUUGUAAUCCUUUGACUGGUCAGUGUAGGUCAUGUCAACAUAACACUGAAGGGAAUAACUGUGAAAAUUGCGCACGAGGUUAUUAUGGAGAUGCCACUCAGGGUACUCCAAACGAUUGUAACACAUGUCCUUGUCCACUCACAGAUUCAACCAAUCAAUUUAGCCCCACCUGUGAGAUUGAUCGAAGAGAUGGACAGGUAACAUGUACAGCCUGCGCUCAAGGUUAUGAAGGAAGGCGAUGUGAAAGAUGUGCUAGGGGUUACGUAGGAAAUCCACAAAUUGUUGGAGACUAUUGUCGAAUCAGUGAUGAGAGGUGUGACUCCAGAGGAAGUUUAAGUCAGCUACCCGAUUCCGUUACCAGACAAUGUACAUGCAAGACAAAUGUGUAUGGAAGGAAUUGUGACCAAUGUAAACAAAAUACAUUUUAUCUGAGUGUAAACAAUCCCUAUGGCUGUGUCUCUUGUUUCUGUAUGGGUGUGACUCGACAGUGUACCAGUACCUUCUGGAAUAGAGCCCAGAUUGGAGCAUCCUUCACUAGAGACAGACAAGGAUUUUCAUUGGUUGAUAUUGCUCAGCGAGAAGAACCAACCACAGAUGGUUUUACUGUUAACAGCAAUGUCAGAGAGCUGGUCUACAGAAGAUUUAACACACUACCACAGAGAGUAUAUUAUUGGUCACUGCCUCAGAGGUUCUUGGGUGAUAAGGUGACAUCUUAUGGUGGGAAUCUUAACUUUGUGAUCAGCUACAGACCUGGACUGGAUACCAGUCCACAGGACACUGCUGCUCCCCUGGUAGAAAUAAGUGGAAACGAUAUAACAUUAGUUUACAAAGACAAGACUGCUCCAACAUCAAAUACACCUGCAGUAUACAAAGUGCCAUUAUAUGAGCAAUUUUGGACAAGACCAGAUGGAGAGCCUGCCACUAGAGAAUUCUUGUUAAUGGCUUUAGCUGAUGUUAGUGCCUUACUGAUCAGAGCUACCUUUACAAGAGACACAGACUCUGCAAGUAUCCGUGAUGUAAUUAUGGACAUAGCAGAAGACAGGGAUACCAGAUUAGACAGGGCCUAUGCUGUUGAACAAUGUGCUUGUCCAACUGGUUACAAAGGAUUGUCCUGUGAGGAUUGUGAUGUUGGGUAUACUAGGACAGGAGGUGGAUUAUACCUCGGCUUAUGUGAACCUUGUCAGUGUAACAGACAUUCCAGUGAGUGUGAUCCAGAGACAGGAACGUGCAAGAACUGUCAACACAAUACAGAAGGUGAUUUUUGUGAGAGAUGUGCCCCAGGUUUCUAUGGUGAUGCUAGAGGAGGAUCUCCAACCUCAUGUCAACCAUGUCCAUGUCCUCUUACAGAAUCUCCAAAUCAAUUCAGUCCAGUUUGUGAGUUAUCCAGUGAUGGCCAGGUAACAUGUACUGCUUGUCCUGCAGGUCACACAGGCAGGAGAUGUGAAAGCUGUAUACAAGGCUAUACUGGUAACCCACUAAGACCAGGAGAUUACUGUAAAAUUGGACCAGUUGGACCAGAUUGUAAUUGCGACAGCAGGGGAACAGUUCCUAACACACAGUGUGAUCCUAACAAUCUACAGUGCCAGUGUAAGUCCUAUGUUAGAGGUCUGCGAUGUAACACAUGUAAAGAUGGCUAUUUUUACUUGGACCAAAGUAAUCAGCAGGGAUGUCUGGCAUGUUGGUGUAAUGGUCUGACUAAUCAGUGCUCCAGUUCAUCUUACUAUAGAGCUGAGCUUAGACCACAGUUAGGCUCAGAUGGAAGCCAUAAUUUCGCCCUGACAAACAGAAGAUUAAGUAAUACAAUUACUGAUGGUUUUGAACUAGAUGUCACCAGACGGGAAGUCAAAUUCCCUAGAUUAAAUGAUGUCCAGAGAGAACGAGAAAGUCUUUACUUCAGCCUACCUCCCAAGUUUAGAGGAAACAAGGUUGAAUCUUAUGGUGGUUACCUGCGAUUUACAUUGGAGACCCAUGUUGCUCAGGAUGCAGGAGGCACCUUUAGGGACGUUGAUAUAGAAAUAAUUACAAGUGGACAGAGAGAAAGAAUGUACCAUCUAUUCAAUCCUGCCGUCAAGAUGUAUGAUGCUAACUUAUAUGAGAUUUUACUCAGAGAGUCAACUUUCCAAUUGAGCGAUGGAUCAACACCAACCAGGGAAGCAUUCCUAAGGAUAUUGUCAGACAUCGAGGCCAUUCUCAUCAGAGCUACAUACCACAGCAUUACCUCAUACACAUCCUUACGUGACCUUCGUAUGGAUACAGCUGUAGCUGAAGUAACGAACCUUGGUCGCGCUCCAAUGGUUGAGAGCUGUCGAUGCCCAGAAGGAUACAGGGGACUAUCAUGUGAAGAGUGUGCUGUUGGUUAUCUGAAGGAUACCAGCAACCGUUGCAUCAGAUGUAGUUGUAAUGGGCAUGCUUCAGCAUGUGACCCAGCCACUGGAGUCUGCUUGAACUGUCAAGAUAACACAGAAGGUGAGAGGUGUGAAAGAUGUGCUACUGGUUACUAUGGUGAUUCCACAACUGGUACCCCUAAUGAUUGUAGACCUUGCCCUUGUCCACUCACUGUACCCUCUAACCAAUUUUCCCGAAGUUGUUACCUUGAAUCAGAUGGCCUAGUCACAUGUGAUAGAUGUCCACCAGGAUAUAUUGGUAGAAAGUGUGAAAGGUGUGAUACAGACAGAGGCUACACUGGUAACCCUACAGAAGUAGGAGGAAGAUGCCAAAGAGAUGAGGUCCUGAAACCUGUUGUAACAGUCAAUCCAACUGAGCUAGAGGACACAGUCGGUCAGACUAUAGUCUUCCAAUGUAACGUGCAAGGUCCAGGGCCUUUCAAUGUCAUAUGGAGCAGAAUAGAUGGCCAAGGUCUACCAAAUAGAGCCCAAGUUGGUCCACGAUACUCACUUACGAUCAGAGAUGUACAAGAAACAGACGCAGGCAGAUACGUUUGUACAGCAACUAAUGUUCACGGAAGCAGCAGACAGUAUGUCAACUUGAUUGUGUUAGGUAGACAACAGCCUAUUAGGGUGUACAUUGAGCCACCAAAGGAACGAACAGUUGAUGAGGGACAAUCAGUUAGAUUUGUUUGUGUUGCUCAAGGAGAAAUGCAGAGCAACUACAUCCUGUCCUGGUCAAAGGUCAAUGGUUUGAUGCCAAACAAAGCUAUUGACCAGAAUGGUGUGUUGGUCAUUCCCAAUGUCCGACCAGAAGAUGGUGGUACUUACGAGUGUACUGGAUCUGACAUGUUCCAUAUGGAUACAGAUAGGGCUACUCUUCGUGUCAGCGCACAACAAGUACAGCCUUCUAUAAGAAUCGAACCGACUUUCCAAACUGUGAACGAAUUCGAGACAGCAGAAUUCAGAUGUGUUACAACUGGUCGACCCGCACCAACGGUAGAAUGGCGAAGAGGAACUGGUACAAUGAACCCUAGUGCUGUAAUAUCUGGUGGUGUGUUGAGGAUACCAGCUGUUCGAAGAAGUGACGAGGCCCAGUACUACUGCAAGGCAUCAAAUGUAGCAGGAACAACAGAAGUUAGAACUAUUCUUUAUGUAAAAUCAAAUCCACGACCACCGACCGACAUAACAGUUAUUGUAAGACAAGUAGCCAUUAUAGCAACAAUAGGAAGUACUGAACAACUUAUUUGUUAUAUUGACGAUAAUUCAGUCAGACCUACGUUGAUCUGGUCAAGGAAUGGAGGUCUUCCAUCAGGCUCUGCACAAGACAAUGGUGUUUUGACCUUGAACAACAUUCAGCCAUCUUUUGCUGGUUCCUAUGUGUGUACAGCUAUAACACCAACUGGAGACAGGGGAACAGGAACAACUACUCUGACUGUACGACCUGAAAUAGAGACCACAGUACCAACUGCUACAGUAACACCAGAUAGAACAACUAUUGCCCAGGGAACUACUGGUACCAUUAGAUGUAGUGUAACUGGUACCCCACAACCAAAGAUCACAUGGUCUAAAUCUAGAGGAGAAUUGACAGCCAGACAUCAGGUCGUAGGAGAAACAUUGAGAAUCACAAAUGCCCAAAUAGAGGACCGUGGUGUAUACAUCUGCCGUGCUGAGAAUACUGCCGGAUUAGGACAAGGCUGGGCUAUUGUAGAAGUUGAAAGAAGAGCCAAGCCUAAGUUGGACAUCUAUCCAGCAAUAUCUCAGACAAUAAAGACGGGAGAAAGUGCAUUGUUCCAGUGUCGUGUAAUGGGUGGAGAUCCUCCUCCAACUGUAACAUGGUCUCGAGCUGGAGGAGAACCAAUGCUGUCCACCAUAGACACGAUGGAGAAUGGCGUCAUCAUGUUUAAAGGCGUGACUGGGGAGGAGGCAGGUGGCUACAUUUGUACAGCCACAAAUGAAAUGGGAUCUGUAUCAGCUACAGCCACACUUAUCAUUCAGGGUCCACCUAGAAUUAUAAUCUCGCCUAGUAAGAAAGUUUUUGCUGUAAUCGGUCAGAGAGUAUCUUUAGAAUGUACUGGUGAAGGUGAUCCUAUACCAACAGUCCAGUGGCGAUAUGAAAGAGCACCAGACAGAGGUGAUGUACCAACACCAGUAGAGGGUGCCCUCAGUCAAGGAUCGGCAACGCUUACUCUCAAUGCUGUUUCUAGGAGUGAUUCCGGAAAUUACUAUUGUACUGCUAAUAAUGUUGCAGGGUCUGUCACUGAAACUGUUCAACUUGAAGUUCAGGAAAGUGGCCAGCCAUCAAGAGAGACUGGUGUGACAAUCAGAGGACCAGGACAGCGUACUGUUAGAGAAGGAGAAACUGUAACUAUUGAAUGUGAUACUACAGGUAUACAAAAUGCUGUGGUCCGUUGGAGGAAACGUAAUGGAUUGAUGCCACCAAACCAUUCAGUCCGUGGAGGAACAUUGACCAUACCUAAUUUCCGAUCAGUUUACAGCGGGGAAUACAUCUGUUCUGCAUCAUCUCCUGUUAAAAAUUAUGAGACAUCAGUAUUCAUUAUUGUUACUGUUACACCAAGUCUGACAAUUUCACCAGCCAGAGUGGAAGCUAGGGCAGGGGGCACUGUUCAACUAAGAUGUCAGCCACAGGGAACAGGACCAUUCAACAUUGAAUGGUUGAAGGUCGAUGGUGUUCUUAAUCCUUCAGCUACACAAACUAGAGAUGGUCUCCUAGAAAUAAGACAAGUGACUGCAGCAGACUCAGGGCGAUACCGUUGCUUAGCAACAGGAAGUAGUGGAUCUUCUGACGGUUUUGCUAUAGUAUCUGUAACAGUGCCACCAACUAUCACACUUUCACAGCGUGAUGCCAGGCCAUACUUGGGUCAGUUGAUGGAAUUGAGAUGUCAGGCUUCAGGCAAUCCACCACCUAGUAUAACAUGGGAGAAAGAAAAUGGAGUCCUUCCAAGGGAUCAUACUGUCAAUAAUGGUGUUCUUCAAAUUUUCAAUGUGAGACAAGAAGACAGUGGUAGAUACAUUUGUCAAGCUGCCAGUCCAGCAGGAGUUGACAGAGAAUAUGUAACCCUUACUGUACAAGGACGUAACACUGAUGGUAAUGGUCCAAUCAGGAUAGAUACACAGACUGUAAACAUUGGUGAAAGAGUAGAAAUGGAAUGUGUUGUCACAGGAACACCAAUACCGACUGUCACAUGGUCAAGAAUCGGAGAACCCCUGCCGGAGACUUCAACCGUGAAUGAUGUGUUCCUUGUUAUUCCAAAUGUCAGAAUAGAGGAUGCUGGGACUUAUGUUUGUACAGCUCAGAAUCUGAGAGGAACAAUACAACAAAGAGUCAAUUUGUUUGUCAAAGCCCGUCCUAUUAUAUCAGGAAGUCAAGCAGACUCCAUGACAGCAGCUCUGGGAUCUAAGGCAUCAAUGUCAUGUGACGCUGUAGGAUAUCCACAACCUGAUAUCACAUGGUACAGAAAAGAUGGACAAAUGCCAAGUGAAUAUACAGUAGAGAAAGAUGGUCGUCUGACAAUACCCAAGGUUAACCCUGAUGACGCUGGCAUGUAUGUCUGUAGUGCUGGUAAUGAACUUGGAAAGAUUGAACAACCAAUGGAACUUGUUGUAGGAGAUCUGGUACCCUACUUCCCACAGAACCCAGUUUCCUAUAUAACUUAUCCACCAAUGAAUGAUGUUUAUCUGGACUUCGAUAUCCUGCUUAGACUAAAACCAGAGGCAACUGAUGGUUUAGUAUUGUAUAAUGGUAAUGAGGACUUCCAGAGAGGUAGUGGAGAUUACGUCUGCUUUGGGUUGAGAGAAGGUUACCCAGAAUUCACCUUUGAUGUAGGAUCUGGACCAGCCAUCAUUCAGGGUAACGAGACCUUGGACCUGAACAAAUGGCACACAGUCAGACUAGAGAGAAACAGGAAGGCUGGUACCUUGACUGUCAAUGAUAAGCAGAAAUACAUUGGAGAAACUCCUGGCCGAUUCCAGGGCCUAGACCUUACACAAGACAUGUACCUAGGAGGUGUCCCAGACUAUAGUAAGAUACCCCAGCCAGCCAGAUAUACCACAGGAUUUGUAGGUGCCAUUAGUCAGGUGGAGAGAAACGGGGAUAACUUGAACUUGGGAGCUGAUGCUAUUACCCUAGAGGGUAUAGAGAUGUAUGAUGCCUGUCAGAACAGACCAUGUCUUAAUGGAGCUCGGUGUACUCCUGCCAAUUUAGGAGAUGGAUUCAGAUGUGUCUGUCCUCAAGGAUAUACAGGGGAGAGAUGUGAUCAACAGGGACAAAGAUGUUAUCCAGGAGCUUGUGGAUCAGCUGGACGGUGCCGUGACCUUCCUAAUGGAUUCACUUGUAUUUGUCCAAUGGAAAGUUCUGGACCGGGUUGUCUGACAGUUGGAAGAAUCAACAUUCCAAGAUUCAACAAGACUUCAUUUGCUGCCUAUGCUGCAGUACAAGGAGCUAAGUUUGAAAUGAAGAUAGAAUUAGAGUUUAAACCACACAGUCUGGAGAACGGAAUUGUUUUGUAUAGCGCUCAAAAUAAUGAUGGAACUGGAGAUUAUGUCUCUUUGGCUCUUAGGAAUGGAUAUCUGGAGUUUAGAUACAACACUGGCUCAGGCCCAGCAGUUCUCAGCAGUAGACGAAGGCUAACAGUCAAUGAAUGGGUCAAGGUUGUUGCUUCUAAGCAAGGACAGGAAGGAACACUUGUUGUUAAUGAUGAAGAGCCUGUCAAAGUUUGGCCAUGGAGUUACUACAACAGUAGAUAUAGAAAUUACUACAACUACCAUCUGUUGAGACGUUAUCGUUACAGAAGAGCAACAUCACCUGGAACAACAAUCGGUCUGGAUCUAAGAACCAUGUUAUACAUUGGAGGCACUGACUCUGAUCAUAAACUACCACAAAAUCUGGGAAUAACUGAUGGUCUCGUUGGCUGUGUGGCUGAGGUUAAAAUUAAUUCCAAACAAGUAGAUUUGAUUGGUUCAGCUGUGGAGACAUAUAAUGUACAUGAUUGUGGUGAGAGAAACAUCUGUAAUCGUCGACCAUGUUUGAACGGUGGAACUUGUGAAAGACUUUCAUCUUUGGAGUAUAGAUGCGUUUGUCCUACAAAAUUCACAGGAAAGAAUUGUGAGACCCAGAUAAAUGUAUGCAUCACCAAGCAGCCAUGUCAAAAUAAUGCUCCAUGUAGUAUAACUGCUGACGGCUACAGAUGUGAUUGUCCACUUGGUUAUAUCGGUGUUCAUUGUGAAGGAACAACCCCACUAGGAGAAAAGAUCAGUGUUACAGGUGAUGGUUUCUUGGAGUUUGACAAGUCUUUCUUGGUCCAGACAGAAGACAAGCAAAUUGUCAAAGUGACUAUCAGGACCACAGAACCUAAUGGUCUUAUAUUCUACCAGGGCCAGGCUACUGCAGGGGGAAUUAGUCGGUCAAAGGACUAUUUAUCAGUUGGUCUAAAAGAUGGAUUUAUAGAAUACAGUUACGACCUUGGAAGUGGACCAGCUGUAAUAAGGUCAUUACAGAAAGUAAAUGAUGGCUAUGGCCAUACCAUUGAAGUUACAAGGUUGGGACGUCAGGGUACACUGAAGAUUGACAACAAACAAGAAACUGUAGUUGAGGGUACCUCACAAGGAAUACUUCAGAUGCUUAAUGCAGACAGUAAUCUUUAUAUAGGAGGAGUAUCCUCUGUAGAGACUAUGACAUCCAAUAGAUAUAAAGAAACCUUUAGUGGUUGUAUUUAUGAUAUUUAUUUCAUGGACAAGGGGCCAUUACGCGCUCCAGAAGAUGCAGUUAGAGGUUUCAAUGUGCGCCCUUGUUCUAGCUAAAUUGUUAAAUGACAAUAAUUUUUAAUAAAAGUGUGAAAAUCUGUUAAUAUUUGUUAAUGUGCAUGUGUGAUCUUGUUAAUGUGAACAAAUUGUCUACCAUAUUUAGGAAUACUUAGAUGGCUUGUUUUGAUUGGUUUGUGGAUGGUAUAGGGUUGAACCAAUCAAAUGAUUUUAAAGAAUUUUAAGAUGUAUGGAGAAAAUUCCUUACGAAUAAAAUUGCUUCAAUUUUCCAUAGCUUUAAAGCUAUGAGAUUUUUUAGAUAAGCGAUAGUUAUAAUGAAAAAGUAAGAACUUUCUCAAAAAGAAUUUUUCUUAAGAACAAUUUUUUAUCCAGCAAUGGUAGUUAAAAGAGAGAAUAAGUUCACUGAAUGGUUAUAGGAGCUGAUAAUUUUCGGAAGGCUGAAAAGUAACUAUUUUUAGGAAUGAAGUUAACCAAAUUGUAAAAUUACACAUUUUGUAUACAAUGAAUGAAUUUAUAUGAUUAUAACAGUGAAUAACUUAAUAGCCAGCUUAGCUAUGAAUUGGAAUGAAGUUAACCAACUUGUACAAGCCACUAAGUUUUAUUUAAUUCCAUAUAUGGUAGUGAUGCAGAUCUGUUAAUGUAUUGAAUGUUCGUUUCAUUUGUUUUGUUAAAUAUGCAAAAUCAUUUUGUGAAAUGUGUCUUUAAAUAUUUGAAUGUCAAAGUGUUUGAAUUUUGACAUUUUAAUUGUAAUUGUACUGCAUUUCAGUAAUUAAUAUUGUCAAAAAUAGGUGUUGAUAUGCCUUUUUGUAGAUACUUUCCUUUUUAUUAUUCAUGCCAUUCUAUCUUUCUGUUUUUAAAAACAAUAUUUUUAUGUAUAUUUCCUGUAUUUUGUUACCAUAGAUACCAUUUAUAUUAAAACUGCCUAUCUUUUUAUUUUAAACGGUAACAUGAGUAAACUUUGUAGGCACUUAACAGUACAUGAUUGACUGUAAACAAAAUGUCAGUACAAAAAAUGUACUGAAUUUAAAAUAAGAAUAAAUCUGAAAAGUAACUUAAGAUCUUUAACAAGUCAUAAACUUUUGAGUUUCAGACAUUUCAGAGGAUAUUGAGAUCAAAAUGACCAUUUAAGACUUAAAUUCAUUUACUAGUGUUGAUAUAAACCAAGGCGUUGGUAGGCAGUUCAAUAAAAAAAUUAAAAAACAAACUUUAUUUUAAAACUUUAUGUUUCAAUUUUUAAGCUGACUAAUUCUAUUGCAAAUGUCAUACAUUGUUUCAUUUAUACUCCUUAUUUUAAAACAUUUGUGUAACCUUAAAGGUUGUCAUGAAUACUGAUAUGUUUUGUAGGUUGUCAUGACAACAGGUUGAAUAAAUCUACUAUGCUUUUUAUUUUUAUUUCAUUGUGUAUUAUUGUGAUAUAUAUAGACUUAAUCCAAACAUUUAUAUUUCAUUUUAUAAGUUUAGGUGCUGUAUUUUUGUAUUUUUUGUCUUAUUUUAUUUUAAUAAAACCCAUUUUUAUAUCAUAUAGUAUAUUUUAGCUAUUUUGAAUGUUUUUAACAAUGUAUGUUGUCGUUUCUACAAAAAUGAGAGCAAGCAUUUCCAAUUAAAAGACAUUUAAAAUUUGUUUUGUUCCCACUUAAAGACUGCCAACUUUAUUCUGUGUCAGACAUUAUUGUUAUUUUUUCUGUUAAAUUAUCAGUAAAGUGUAAAAAUACUCAGAUUGAAAAAAAAUUUAGCAGUGAAGUAGAUUCAUGAAAUUGUAUGAUUAAAUACUGGUUAAUUAAUAAAGUUACCACAAAGUUAAAUUCUAAUCAUGAACAUUCUUCAAAGGAAUGAAGAUUACCAGUAUAGGCCUAGGACUUUUAAAUUUUUACAUCAAAGUUUAGACAACAUCAUGAUAUACUUUUUCAACAGAUACUUACAUAGGAUUACAAGCUAAUGAAAGCUCAAGCCCUAGCAGACUGUUUAGAGGUACUGCAAAAUGUCAAUAUUGGUUAUAAAUCUGAUAAAAAAAAAUUGGAUGUGCAAUUAAUUUGUAGUAACAAAUACCUCAGCUUUGAUCAAAAUAUACCGGCCAGUGCUAAAAGUAUUACAUUUUAUUAUAAGCAUAUAUUAUAAUCUCAUUUUAUACGAAAUCCAUACUUAUCUUUAUAUAGAUUGCAUAUGUAAAUGCACAUUUUGUAUUAAAAGUGCAAAAUUUUGUUUGCUUGCUAUACAGUUAAAGAACUCAGAUUCAGAAUAUUCAAGUCAAAUAAUAAAAUCAUUGUUUUUUGCUUUUGAAUAUUAUUUGUUACAGAUUAUGAUCUAAAUUCAGAGUUUUACUACAAUCCUAAAAAUACCAUUGAAAUUAUCAGCUGAAGAUGUACUUUUAGCUUAAAGCAUUCAUUGUAAGAUUGAACAAGUUUGAUUGUCCACAAUUGAUUGCCAGAUGUCCAUUGCAAUAUGGAUUUACCGAAACUGAACUUUUAAACUAUUACCCUAUACAGGGACACAUCUUAGCGGUUUCAUUUUUUGCUGUCUUUGUGGUUAGAAUUGACAUACUGAAAAAAAAUCUGCAUAAAAUAUAAGAACAUGGUGGGAGUAAUGCAUUCAACCAAUUUAUAUACUGAAGUAAAAUUUCCACUGACAGACACUGAUAAAUAUAAUACAGGUACAGCUGUAAAGUGUCCAAGUCAUUGCUUUAAAUUUAUAUAGGACACCAACAAAUUGUGAAUUCAAAAAGAAAAAAAUUCAGUUUGCAAAUUGCGAGAGAAAAAACAGUGCAAAAAUAAGAUUGAUAGAACUUCACUGAAUUGCAAAUAAUAGAAUCUUGACCAAUCUUACUAUGGGAAUGAUUGACAAAAGUUCAAAGCAUGUGCUGUAAUUAAAUAAUUGACUUUCAACACUAUUUUUGAACACAGUGUAGAAGUAAAAACAUUGGUGUCAUUAGAAAAUUAAAAAUACAUAUUCUAAUAGAAUGAUCUAGUAUGCAUCUAGUCCUCUUGAAAUGUUCUAACAAUUUAUGAAAAGAAAUGUAUAAUCAAAUCAGUAAAGGAAAAUUUCAAGGUGCAUAAAUAAUAAAAAUACUGAAUAAACACUAUUGAGCUUU